AGCAGGUUCGAACACGUUCAGUAUACGCCGGUUCUGCCGACGAAUAGCAUCAGGUUGUAGGUGGAUUGUAAACGAAGUGCGAGUGUUUUUACGUGCGAAAUCGUGCGCACGAAUGAAUCUGUCAACAGUCUACGGAAGAAUUUUACUCAUAUACGAGUACAUCACUAGAAGUAAUUCAUCUUUUCAACCUUUAUACGUCCACAUCAUAUCUUCCAAUGGCUAUGAUAGAGGAAAAAUUUUGUCGUGAUGAUAGUGAUUGUUCUAAUAAACAAUAUUGUUAUCAUGUAUCAGAACGAUGUGUCGAUUAUACGCAAUGCAAUAGAUACAAUAGAGUAGAAAAUCAUGAAGGAAGAUCACGACAUCCUUCUCAAUGCGGCCCCUGUCUUCCUGGCUACAUCGCAGAAGAACUAGGUACAGGAGAAAUGGCAAUAUUUUGUCAAAAAAAUAUACAACAAAAUGUUCAUAGAUUGAAUACCGAUGUAAUUAUCUACCCAACAAUUGGAAUAAUUCUAAUUACCUUAGCCUUUCUCGGUAUACUACUUUUCAAACGACGAAGAUCAAAACAACGAAAAAACAUGGUAGAACAGUGUGAACACGGUGAAUUUUGCGUGAUGGAACCGACUGCUCCGCCAUUUGAAAACAAACCUUUCAUCACCUGUAAAGAAGGGUCACCGCCUGUAACAUUUAACAAUAAUAAAAUUUUAAGAGAUAAGAACAAUCUUGUGCGUGCUGUCGGUUAUGUGCCUCCAUGCUGGGUUCGUAUAAAUCCAAAUUAUGAAUACGAUUCAAAUAACGACAAUGUAGAUUCAGUAAGUCUACAUUCACCGGAAUUAUCAACUGAUGAUCAAUCAAAUAAUCUGACUCCAGAGCAACUAGCUCUUGAAGUUAGAAAUGGAAACUUAGCUGAAUAUGAAAUUGAACAAAUGGAUAAUAAUUUAAAUACAAUUCUAAUCCAAGCAAAUAAUCCUUCUUCGUCUAAUUCGACACAAGAAGAAAACAAUAAUAACAACAAUAAUAACAACAAUAAUAAUGGUUCAACAUCAGACUCAAGUAAUACUCAAAGUGGUAGAGAAAAUGUCCGAAUAUCAAAUGUUCUCAUUUCUCAAAAGAUAUCUAUGAAUGUGAAUCUACUCAAUAGUGAUUGUUGAUCUCGAAAGAUUAAUUUAGGUUAGAAAAAAGAUAUAAAUAUUGUUUAUGAUUAUCAAUUAUGUUAGUCAGUUUAUAUCGCUUAAUAUUUUAUAUAUUAUUAAGUAAAAAAAUACAUGACGGAUUCUUGAUAUUUUUUUAGAAAAUGCAAGACUUUCGAAUUUUUUUACGUUUUUUACUUUUAUAAUUAAUAUGCAUGAUUACAAUAGUUAUAAUAAUUAGAAUGUAACACAAUAAAUUGCUGUGAAGUUAAA
Messenger RNA from Frieseomelitta varia, 1400 nucleotides. RefSeq names its product probable serine/threonine-protein kinase roco9. The coding region runs from base 216 to 1148 and encodes 310 amino acids. NCBI's taxonomy places the organism in Eukaryota, Metazoa, Arthropoda, Insecta, Hymenoptera, Apidae. The record is from RefSeq and is a predicted model, not a curated record. The transcript is spliced from 7 exons.